Messenger RNA from Cyclopterus lumpus (lumpfish), 3337 nucleotides. RefSeq names its product ubiquilin-4-like. The record is from RefSeq and is a predicted model, not a curated record. Gene Ontology annotation, cellular component: cytosol. The transcript is spliced from 11 exons. Lineage: Eukaryota; Metazoa; Chordata; Actinopteri; Perciformes; Cyclopteridae. The coding region runs from base 14 to 2005 and encodes 663 amino acids. Gene Ontology annotation, biological process: ubiquitin-dependent protein catabolic process. Gene Ontology annotation, molecular function: polyubiquitin modification-dependent protein binding.
GGUUUGACCUCUUAUGAUCCGGAAGCUGACGCCAGACCCGAGCUGUUCCAUCGGCGGAAUAAAGAUGGCUGACCAAGGCGCCGCAGAUCCUGGUAAUAACAACAAUAAUAAACCUGAAGCAUCGGAGGGAACUAUUAUCAAGGUCACAGUAAAAACCCCGAAAGACAAAGAAGAAAUCGCCAUCGCAGAAGAUGCGUCUGUCACUCAGUUUAAAGAAGAGAUCUCGAGGCGGUUUAAAGCCAAACAGGACCAGUUGGUUCUGAUUUUUGCAGGGAAGAUCUUGAAGGAUGGCGACAGCCUCAGCCAACACGGCAUCAAGGAUGGCCUGACAGUUCACCUGGUCAUAAAGACAGCACACAAGGCAGGAGAUGGCGGUAGCACCUCAGCCUCCAGCUCAACCCCCACUCAAGCAGGCAAUACCUCCACCUCUAGUCCAGGUACAAACUCCUCCUCCACAGCAGGCUCUACUGGCACUGCUGCAUCACCCACACAGACGCCCAACAUACUGACUGGCUUCGGUGACCUGUCCGGUCUGGCUGGACUGGGCAUGGGCUCAGCUAACUUUAUGGAGCUGCAGCAACAGAUGCAGAGGCAGCUGAUGUCCAACCCAGAGAUGCUGUCUCAGAUCAUGGAGAACCCGUUGGUGCAGAACAUGAUGUCCAACCCAGACCUGAUGAGACAAAUGAUCAUGGCCAACCCUCAGAUGCAACAGCUAAUGGAACGCAACCCUGAGAUCUCCCACAUGCUCAACAACCCUGAGCUUAUGAGACAGACCAUGGAGCUGGCCAGGAACCCAGCCAUGAUGCAGGAAAUGAUGCGAAACCAGGACCGGGCUCUGAGCAACUUGGAGAGCAUCCCAGGAGGUUACAAUGCCUUGCGGAGGAUGUACACAGACAUCCAGGAACCCAUGUUCAGCGCUGCCAGGGAACAGUUUGGAAACAACCCAUUCUCAGCUCUAGGUGGGAACUCUGAGUCUGGUGCCCAGCCAUCACGGACAGAGAACCGGGAGCCCCUGCCCAAUCCAUGGGGGCCUCCAAAUUCCUCUAACCCCUCUGAGAGUGGUGGAGCCCCCACAGGAAGCACAAGCACCACUGGAGGCACCAACCCCAGUGUGUCCAAUCCUCUGGGCAUCAAUCCUGGCAGUCUGGGCAAUGGGAUGUUUAACAGCCCCGGCAUGCAGAGUCUAAUGCAGCAAAUUUCGGAAAACCCACAGCUGAUGCAGAACAUGCUGUCUGCUCCAUACAUGCGCAGUAUGAUGCAGUCACUGUCUCAAAACCCAGAGUUAGCCUCACAGGUUUUGAUGAAUAACCCCUUGUUUGCUGGAAACCCACAGCUGCAGGACCAGUUCAGAUCUCAGUUGCCAAUUUUUCUGCAGCAGAUGCAGAACCCAGAAGCCCUGUCAGUGAUGACCAAUCCCCGCGCCAUGCAAGCUCUAAUGCAGAUCCAACAGGGUCUACAGACACUGCAGACAGAAGCACCAGGCCUCAUGCCCGGUUUGAUGUCAGGUGGAGUUCCCGGUGGAGUUCCCGGUGGAGUUCCCGGUGGAGUUCCCGGUGGAGUUCCCGGAGGAAUUCCCAGUGGAUUUCCUGGCUUAAUUCCUGGCUUAAUUCCUGGCAUACCCACAGGUGGGGGCAUGCCAACAGAGAACCCAGCCUCCUCACCAAGCAGUGCAGGAACAAACGCUGCCCAGCAACAGCUGAUGCAACAGAUGCUCCAGAUGUUUGCUGGAGGAGGAGGAGGAAUUGCAGGAGGAAUUGGAGGAGGAAUUGCAGGAGGAAUUGCAGGAGGAAUUGGAGGAGGAAUUGGAGGAAUUGGAGGAAUUGGAGGAGGAGUUGGAGGAGGAAAUGCAACGACCCAGACCCCAGAAGUGCGGUUCCAGUCCCAGUUGGAUCAGCUGAACGCCAUGGGCUUCAUCAACCGCGAGGCCAACCUUCAAGCCCUCAUUGCUACUGGAGGAGACAUCAACGCCGCUAUCGAGAGACUGCUGGGCUCACAGCCCUCGUAAAGACAUACAGUACAUACUGACACACAGACACGUGCAUACAUACACACCUAACUCAUAAACACACCCAGCAUCUACAGAGAACCAAGAGAAAUUUAAGUGUAUUGUCCCAAACUUUACAGAAGACACUUGGCAGGAUCUGUUAGACCCUCAUUCUACAUCUGUUCUCAGAUCAUUCCCUAGUCCCCAUACUUUUUGGCGUCAUCCAACCAGAUCUCUGUCACAGAGUGCUGCUGUAGAGCCGGACUGAGCCACUCUCAUCUUGAGGGGUGUUCUGGUGCAGAGAAAGGAGCGAAAACCUCUCCUGAAAAGGGACUCCCAACCAUGUCUUCAUUCACUGUUUUCUUCACAUAAAACUGGAGUUGAUUGUUGCAGACACUUACAUAAUACAGAUUAAACCCAUGUGAUGUGAUUGGCUGUUGGCUCUGUUUUACACAUGGCCAUUGUCAGGCAGUUUGUUAGCGUUUAACGAGCAAAUCAAAACAUGAAAAUGUUCUGGUAUACUGAUAGUAAACCUGAACACCAACAGGAAGACAACUUGUCCAUACAGACGUUCAACCCCAUUCCUCCCUAAAACCCAAUUCUCGAGAUCCUACAUAAAUAGCUGUUUUUGCCCAACAACUUUCACUAUUUAUUGCAAGCGCCUAAUAACAUGACGCCCUCCACACUUACCUUAACUUGUAAUUUGUCAUUCCAGAUAAAAGUGCCCACUCACGGGUGCACAGUGUCUUUUCCUUCUGAGGCACCACUGCUGUGCCUUCUGUCCUUCCCCGCCCUUUAAGAGCAUUGUUGGCAAUGACACCCCACGCGUUCAGUGGGUUGAUUAGAAACACCCAAUAAAUUCCACACAGCAUCAUCCAGAACUGCAACCAUAAUCAAAUAUCACAUUGCAGCAGCUCCGAAGCAGACAACGCUGUUGGAAUGAAUAUGAAUGAAACAAACAAGCUUUCCUUUUGUUUUAAUCUGAUUCUUCUUUUUUCAUUAUAUUUUUCUUUUUUUGAGGUGCAGUUAGCACCUAGAGAUAAUUGUGAUUUGUCUCAUCAAAUAAACAAUUGAAAUCAAGUGAGUAAAAAAUAAAUUAAUAAGUAAUGGAAAGGCUUUACAAACAAUUAUGGUAUGGUGGCGCCAUACAUUUAUAAAAUCAAGUUCUAGGAUGUCUUUUUUUGUUGUUGAAAAUCUCAGCAUUGUAGUUGUGGUAACCUUGGCAACUGCUUCUAUAGCUUUGCUUUGUCUGUUGACCUCAGCUGGAAAAAAAAUCCAUCUCACAAUUGAACAUGUUGAAACUAACUUUUAACAGUACUGUACUAAAGAAGAAUAAAACAUGGUCAAAAACAG